Messenger RNA from Penicillium canescens, 1482 nucleotides. RefSeq lists its product as uncharacterized. The record is from RefSeq and is a predicted model, not a curated record. Lineage: Eukaryota; Fungi; Ascomycota; Eurotiomycetes; Eurotiales; Aspergillaceae. The transcript is spliced from 3 exons. The coding region runs from base 1 to 1482 and encodes 493 amino acids.
AUGGGGUUCACAUCCAAGGACGAGCAAGACCAGCUGGCAGGCUCCCACGGUGACGGGCUCAAGCUGGCUGCGUUAAUAAUGAGUCGAGACGGAUAUAAAAUGAGCGUGGCUGCAAGCCACUGUAGGUGGAGUUUUGGUCUGCAUGGGACGUCCCAGUCUCUCCGUUGUGUCAUCACUCCUUCCCGAAAGAUGAGUCCAGCCAUUCAACGAGACCCAGCUGAUGAUAUGGCAAAGUUGCGGUUCCAGGAUGAAAGAGACAUCACGGUAAUGAUUGGGGCUGGACGUGCCAAUCAAAAUCGACCGGUAUCGUCUGAAACAUUCUUCGGGUGGCUGCGAGUCACUCUCGAUAUUCGCGGGCUCUCCUAUCCCCCCUCGAUUGUAGAAACGCCCCGAGGAGACUUGCUUCUUGAUUCGCAGUUCCACGGAAAGCUUUUCCUUCAUGGGAUCCUGCUACCAAUGACUACUUCAGGGGUCAAGCACUACAAGUUUGGUUACAACUUUGCUCUGAGUAAGUUCAGCCGUGAUCGACAAGGAAUGGUCGCCAAGUGUGAGGUGGCAGAUCAGGUGCGGCAAAUAUGGCAGUGUGCCCUGCACAUGCACGAGCAUACUUUACUUCCAAUUUAUGUCAAUCUCCUUCAGAACUUUCCCCAGGUGGGCGAUAUUGAACAAGCCGAUAAACUUCUGGAACCGUCUACCACGGCCCGUAUCUGGAAAUACUUGCUUCAUGUGACGAGAAGAAAGCGAUUCUUUUAUAGCGAGACAUCAAGCAUCCAAAGUGUGGGCAUGAUACGAGAAACCUCCGGGAAGAGGCCAACAAGAGUUCCAGAGGCCCUCUGGAACCUGCUGCGCUCAGGUUCACCGAUCCGGACCGUCAAGGAGGAGCAGAUAGAGCUUUUCAAGGAUGCUGAGAUUUGUGCUUCGCCCGAAUCUGCCUUUGCAAAAACAACAGACUGGGCUUUGAAGGUUUGCCUGGCACUUUUGAAGACGACCAAACAUAUCAAAGUAGUCUAUGUCAAAGGACUGACAGGGAAGCUUGAUGUGUUAUACGACGCCGGACACGGUACGCUGAAAAUUCAUCAUCGAUGGUUGGACUUUGAUGCGACGCACCAGGAAGCAUCGUGUCGGAAAUGGUUUCCUGCUGCCAUAACCGAAAAGAAUGCGCCGUUUUUCUGCAGUCACGUCGUAGAGGAGCUCUUGUACCUGUCCAUUUCUUCGAUCUUCAAAGCAUCCUCGACGCUGCGUAUGACUGAGAUGAAAUACAUGCGUCAGAUCAGACGCCUGCUUCGAGUUCUGCCGCAUAGCAUCAAACUCAGACCCCAAUCCGGAGGCCUUCUGGUCACCUGGGAAGACAAUGAGGCAGAGUCGUUUCGAAAACUUGGUGGAGGUGGGCCAGAGUACCGAGUCGUCCUCCAUGCAGAAGAGUGUUUCGUCGCCAGAUCGGAGCUUCUCCACUCGGACGCAGUUUACCACCCCUGCGCGUGA